This is a messenger RNA of Diorhabda sublineata, 4481 nucleotides long. RefSeq names its product peroxidasin. Gene Ontology annotation, biological process: response to oxidative stress. The record is from RefSeq and is a predicted model, not a curated record. Lineage: Eukaryota; Metazoa; Arthropoda; Insecta; Coleoptera; Chrysomelidae. The transcript has 15 exons. The coding region runs from base 177 to 4256 and encodes 1359 amino acids. Gene Ontology annotation, molecular function: peroxidase activity; protein binding; heme binding.
UAUACACCACAACGCAGUCUGCCUUGCCACUCUUAAAACUGAUUAUUCUCAGUAGGCAUCUUUCUUCUCAUGAAUAUUCAGUUACACGAAUUGUGAGCGGUGUAUUACUUUUAAACCAAGGGGAAUAAAAUUAUGUGUGAUAACUAUAGGGUGGCGUUAAAAUUUGUCAAAUAAACAUGAUUUUGUUUUCAGUGUGUUUAAAAAUAAUUUUAGUGAUUUUAUUGAUAACUUUCGAGGGAGAGACGAGUGAGUGUCCAUUUAAAUGUCAAUGUUAUAAGAGGUCUGUUAAAUGUAUGAAAUCAGAUUUAACACAGGUGCCAAAAACUUCACUGAGAACAACGUUUCUGGACCUCCGAUUCAACAAGAUAGAACAAAUCCCUUCUGGAACGUUCAAUAAUCACAGAAAAAUCUUAACUUUGCUUUUAAACUACAAUCUACUGACUUCUUUACAAAGUGGUAUAUUUGAUGGCUUGGAUAAUUUGCAACAUCUGUAUUUGUAUUACAAUAAAAUUCGUUUCAUACACCCUAAUGUAUUCCAAGGCCUAAAAAAACUGGAAAGGCUAUAUUUACACCACAACCAACUAGGUGAAAUUUAUCCAGGAACAUUUUCAAAUCUUCUGUCGUUAAAAAUAUUGCACCUGUAUAAUAACAAUUUAAAACAUCUUCCUGAAGACGCAUUCAAAAAUUUACCAAAGCUAGAGAGACUUCGUCUUGAUCAUAAUGCAUUGGUUUGUAACUGUGAUAUGUUAUGGCUGUCUCAGUUAUUUAUAAGUAACUCUUUGAAUGGAUCAGCUCAUUGCAAGUAUCCUAUAGAAAUGAAAGGGAUGUCCUUGAAAGAAACCGACGCAGAGCAUUUCCACUGUGAUACCAAUCUCAUUAAGGAAGGUCCACAAGAUGUAACAAUCCCUUGGGGAGAAAACGCAGUUCUAUCAUGCAAAGUGUAUGACAGCUCAGCAUCAAUCUAUUGGAUGAGAGAUGAUCAAGAGCUCAUACCAGACUACCAUAAAUAUGUUAUAUUAAAUAAUGGCACUCUUUUAAUUCAAAAUGCAGAUGAAAAUGACGUCGGAUAUUACGAGUGUCUUGCUAAAAAUACUGAAAAAGAAGAAAAAUCAGCUCCCGCGAAAAUGAUUGUCAAAAAACCAAAGAAAUAUGCUAGUGAUACUAAUGACCAACCAAAAUUCACUGAAGUACCAACCAAAAUUUUCGCUUCUAUUGGAGACUUUGAAGCAACUCUGGGAUGUAAAGCAGAGGGAGACCCGACUCCAAUAAUAAAUUGGUCUAAAGAUGGAAUUAGACUCCAGCCCACUAGUAAAUACAUUUUUCACCCAGACGGAUCACUUACAGUAAAAAAUAUUGAACCAACGGAUCACGGUUCUUACCAAUGUGAAGCUUUUAAUGUCAAUGGUAGAGUAACAGCUGAUGGAAUUGUAAUGAUUAAAGCUCCACCAAUAUUUAGUAUUCAGCCUGAAAAUAUCAUCACUCAAGUUGGUAAUAACAUAAAACUUGAAUGCGUUGCUUCUGGUACACCCAAUCCCGAAAUUAUAUGGUACAAAAAUGAUGAAGAAAUUCUUCCCAAUGAUGAAAAUGGUAGAGUACAAUUUACUGAUAACAAAAGGGUACUUGAAAUUAACAAUGUACAAGUGUCUGAUGCAACCAUCUAUGUUUGUGAAGCCUGGAAUGAAGUGGGAAUGCGCGAAGUAAGUGCGUCGGUUAUUAUUGAAGAAACAUCACACAAACCAGCAAAAUUGAUUUAUAAGCCCAAUAAUAUUGAAGCAUUGGAAGGUAGUACAAUCGAGCUACCAUGUAAAGCAAUCGGAGAUCCUAAGCCUGGUAUUAGUUGGCAGAAGGAUGGAUCAACAAUGCAAAGAACUGGUCGAUUCAAAGUUAGUUUAAAUGGUAACCUCUACAUUUACAAAGUGGUACCCGAAGAUCAAGGAAGAUAUGAGUGUAUGGCGCUCAAUGAUUAUGGCAGAGACUUAGCUUACGCAUAUGUUACAGUUAAAAAGCUAAAAGAUCCUGUAGGUGUUAAUGUGGGUGAUCAAUAUGUGAAAUUAGCCUUCGCCGAAGCUAGUGAAGAAGUGGAUCGUGCCAUAAAUCGUACGAUUGAGAAUCUUAUAAAAAAUAAAGACACUCGCAAUCCUGGUGAACUUUUUAGAAUUGUUCGAUACCCAGACGCACCUGCAAGGGAAUUGGCUAGAGCAGCUGAAAUAUAUGAACGCACAUUAACUAACGUAAGGAAAUAUGUCGAAAGCGGAAACUUAACAUUGAAUUCCACAGCUGACUUCAAUUAUAAAGAACUACUGUCAGACGAACACUUAGAUCUAAUUGCUAGAUUAUCAGGAUGUACCUCACACAGACUAGAAAGAAACUGUUCAAAUAUGUGUUUCCAUUCGAAAUAUCGCUCCAUAGAUGGUACUUGUAACAACUUGGAACAUCCGACUUGGGGAGCUUCUUUAACAGAAUUCCGACGUAUUCUAAAACCGAUUUAUGAAGACGGUCUUCAAAAACCAGUUGGAUGGAUAAAAGAAAAAAAAUAUUAUGGAUAUCAUAAACCAAGUUCUAGAUUGGUAUCAACCACGUUGAUUACUACCGAAAAAAUAACUCCUGAUCCCGAAAUAACACAUAUGGUGAUGCAGUGGGGUCAAUUUUUAGAUCAUGACCUAGAUCACUCCUUACCAUCUGUUACAUCUGAAAGCUGGGAUGGUAUUGAUUGUAAAAAGUCUUGUGAUUAUAAAGCUCCUUGUUACCCCAUAGACGUCCCUCCAGAUGAUCCUAGAGUGGGCAAUAGACGCUGCAUAGAUUUUAUAAGAACAUCAUCUAUCUGCGGAUCGGGUAUGACUUCUGUUUUCUUUGAUUACAUACAACCUAGGGAGCAAAUAAAUCAGUUGACAUCUUAUAUCGAUGCAUCACAAGUUUAUGGAUAUUCUGAAGAAUUGGCUAAUAAUUUAAGGGAUCGUAAUACUAACUGGGGAAGGUUAAGAGAAGGUCCUACGUUUCCAGGAAGAAAACCUUUGCUUCCAUACGCAGAAAAUCAAGGGAUUGACUGUCGGCGAAAUCUUACCGAAAGUACUCUCAACUGCUUUGUAGCAGGUGAUAUUCGUGCUAAUGAACAAGUAGGUUUAUUGGCAAUGCAUACUAUUUGGCUCAGGGAACACAACAGGAUAGCAAAAGAGCUGAAACAUAUCAAUCCUCAUUGGGACACAGAUCAGCUUUAUCAUGAGUCUAGAAAAAUAGUAGGAGCAUUUAUGCAACACAUAACCUAUAAAUCUUGGUUGCCUAUUAUCCUUGGAGAUAGAGGAAUGGUUAAAUUGGGCGAGUAUGAAGGUUACAAGCCUAAUCUCAAUCCCUCAAUUUCUAACGUUUUUGCAACAGCAGCACUUCGCUUCGGACAUACACUUAUUAAUCCCAUACUUCAUAGAUUGAACUCAAAUUUUACGCCUAUUAGAGAAGGUAAUUUACCCCUAUCGAAGGCAUUCUUUUCGCCCUGGAGGAUUAUUGAGGAGGGUGGAAUUGAUCCUUUAAUAAGAGGUUUCUACUCUGUUGCUGCUAAAAUGAAAAAACCAGAUGAGAAUUUGAACUCCGAACUAACGGAAACUCUUUUUCAAGCCGCGCAUGCGGUUGCUUUGGAUCUAGCUGCGAUGAAUAUUCACAGAGGACGAGAUCAUGCUCUGCCUGAUUACCUGGAAUUCCGAAAAUUUUGUAAUAUGGCCCCCGUAGUUAGCUUCGAUGAUUUGAAAUAUAACAUUAGCGAUAGUAAAGUGAGAUCAAAAUUACAAAAGCUAUAUGGUCACCCUGGAAAUAUUGAUGUUUUUGUUGGAGGUAUUUUGGAGGAUCAAAUCGAUAAUGGUAAAGUCGGUCCGCUUUUCCAGUGCAUUCUGAUCGAACAGUUCAAACGACUGAGAGAUGGUGAUCGUUUUUAUUACGAAAAACCUUCGGUUUUUAAACCCGAACAAUUGGAACAAAUAAAACAAUUCUCACUUGCUCGACUUAUUUGCGAUAAUGCAGAUAACAUAACAUUAAUUACUAAAGACGUAUUCAAGUUACCAGAAUUACAAGGAGGAUACAUUGGCUGUGAAGAAAUACCAAAAGUGGAUUUGAGGUUUUGGUAUGAAUGCUUUGCAGACUGUCCAUAUUAUGAAAGAAAAGAAAGGAGUUGUCAUGUAGAUUUCCAAACAGAAAGAAAGCAUUUAUUAGCAAAAAGAGAUGUGCAGUCCUCUACAUUGAGCAACGUUAAGAAAAACAGAAAAAUAAAAUAAAGUUGUGGGAAACUAAAACACAACUUAAAAUUGUUAUCAAUGUGCCACUUUUUUUUGUCAAGUCAUCAUAUAUUAUUUCUGAAUAUCAAAUACUAAAACUUCAAGCAAGAUACUGAUUAAAUCAAAAAUACAAAUAUAUAAAAUUAAUCACCAAGCAUAAUUAUGAUAAAAUUUAAUUAUCUAUGUACAUUUCCUAACUAUUACGCAAUUAAACUAAAUGUCCGA